GUGGGCAAAAAAGUGAAAGGCAUAUUUAAUAUAAAAAUCUCACACACCGCACUGCAUUCACUCAGACUCAUUUCACUUUUCGACGCAUUGUUCUUCUUUCUUUUGUGCUUACACCGGCCGCGAUACAGUUUCGGUAGAAGCACACUGGUGAAAUUAUCCAUUACCUGCAACCAUGCUCGCCACACUCUUCAGUCUAGGUGCAUUAAUAUUAGCGGUACAUGCCGAUGAUCCCAGUACAUGGCUCGGCACCCUGGACACACUGGCGCACGGUGUCAACGGGGAAGUGUUCGCCGAAGAUGACCACACCCUUUUGAUCAAAUCCUUUGUCUAUGAUGGCGAGACGGAUGACGGAUUUUUUGUUAUGUCCAAGGGAGAAAACCUGGAAGAACCGCUAGAGUACAUUGCUGACGAAGUGGGCAGCCGGCAGAGCCUGGCCACGUACAUGAACGAAGACAUCCGAUUGCGACUUAAUCCCGGCAAAACCAUUGCCGAUUAUAAAUCCUUCGGCGUCUACUGCCAGAAAUGCUCGCAAGCUUACGGAAUGGUGACAUUCAACAAAUUCCCCAAACCGUUCGUGCGCAGCAUGGUCUCACUGGGCAAACUCGCUAACACCGUCCACCAUGUAUCCGGUGAAGUGUUCGCCAUUGAUGAACGAACUCUGCUACUCAAAGGUUUCAAUUACGACGGAUUAAGUGAAGAUGGUCAGUUCGUUCUUUACCAUGAUGGAAAGAAUAUCAACGGUACCAGCGAAAUCAUUGACGAUGAAGACGGUACGGAUAAUCCAUUGGUCACCUACCGCGAUAUGGAUGUCAUUCUUAGAAUCAAAGCCGGAAAGAAAAUCUCGCACUUCCGCGGCUUUGCUGUCUACUGUGGCAAGUACAACCUUAAUUUCGGCAACGUUGACUUCCCGCUCAAAAUGCGCAUUCCUCGUGGUGCCAAGAAAUCGUCCGAACGCCCGAUUUUCCUUGGUCCGUUGGUGAACAACAGCCAUAACGUUGGGGGCAACGUUUUCAAAAUUGAUGAUAAAACCAUCUUGAUUACCCGCUUCACCUACGACGGCAUGAGCCCAGAUGGUCAGUUCGUUCUCACUCAGAAACCCGGCGUCGUGGCUGAACCAGUGGAAAUCAUUGGGGAUGAGCGCACCAACAAGGGACCCCUCCGCAAGUACAACAACCGUGACAUCUUCGUCAACUUGAACCACGGCACCAGCCUGGACGACUUCAAGGGCUUGAGCAUCUACUGCGCCAAGUACAAGCUGGACUUUGGCCACGUCUUCUUCCCCACCCAGUCCAUGAAGAAGCCCACGUACCCGCUUAUGUGGGCCAAAGCCAAUCUGGCCGGCGCCUCCAAACUCGGCUCCUUCCGCACACUCAUGCACAACGUUUCCGGUGAGGUGUACGCUCUGGAUGAUACAACGCUGUUUAUUAAGGGAUUCUCCUAUGACGGAACCAGCCCAGACGGUAAAUUUGUUCUUUCCAAAACCGAAUUGAUCCAAGAUCCCCUGGAAGUCUUGGCUGACGAAUGGGGAACCAGCAAUGACGGUCUGUUGGAAUACGUUAACAAGGACAUCAUUAUCCGACUGAACCCCGGAACCAAACUUUCAGACUACAAAGCUCUUGCAGUAUAUUGCGCUGACUAUAAGCUGGACUUUGGUCAUGUCAUAUUUGGCAGCAGCCUAUCCGGUCUCUCGCAGUCCAAAGAGGAUCCCAACUCCUUCAUCAACACCGGUGUGAUGUGGUAAAACACUGCCCUCCCAAACACGUUUCGUACUUCCUUUGCCAAGAGAUUUUCUACAAAAACACAAUUACAAAAACUAGUUGAACGGCUCGACGUAUCCGCAUUAGCGCGCGUGUAUGUCAAUGUGCACACUGAGCGGCACACACGCCUACAGUGCACCUGGACGACAUGAUUAAUUUCCUGCCUUGUUAUAUAAACACGUUUUUUCCUUCCUUUUCCCCCAGCGCACCGCCUUCCGAGAGAUGUUGUCUGUGUUUGGUUGUUUUUGUGUGCUGCAUUAUUGUAUUAAUGACAAAAACUCUCUGGUAUGCAUGCAUACGUGUAAUCCGCUUAACUAGCCGGCAGUGCCAACUGGUUACGCCAGCGUCAUUAGCGUUUUUGUCAACCAUCUGUCCAGCACGUGAUUGGCUGUUGUUUUCUGUCGGGUCUGUUGUGGGUUGUGUGUGGCUGCGAAAUGCGAUGGGAAGAUUCGUGUUCACUCAUAUGUUCCUGGGAAAACGGUGAAAUAAAAAAUAAAACUAUUGCUGCUCUG
This is a messenger RNA of Paramacrobiotus metropolitanus, 2269 nucleotides long. RefSeq lists its product as uncharacterized. The coding region runs from base 173 to 1741 and encodes 522 amino acids. The record is from RefSeq and is a predicted model, not a curated record. The transcript has 8 exons. NCBI's taxonomy places the organism in Eukaryota, Metazoa, Tardigrada, Eutardigrada, Parachela, Macrobiotidae.